Molecule: messenger RNA, 616 nt
Organism: Erythranthe guttata (spotted monkey flower)
Lineage: Eukaryota; Viridiplantae; Streptophyta; Magnoliopsida; Lamiales; Phrymaceae
Gene: TED6
Product: tracheary element differentiation-related 6
Biological process (GO): plant-type secondary cell wall biogenesis
Source: RefSeq, a predicted model, not a curated record
AUCAUCCUUAAAGAAUUUCAAAAUGGCAUCAGAUUCUUCAGCUUACAACACCGACACCAUAAGCUCACCACAAUCCUCGGACGAUGGUCCGACUGUCGUUGUCGUAGUCGUAUUCGUCUCACUCGGCUCGAUUUUCUUACUUGCUUUUUGCUUGUUUGCUUUGUGGCUGGUAAUAAAGAGGAGAAGGAAGAACAAGUUGGUCGAAGAAACUGAUAUAAAACGCGCGGACGAACAUUUGAAGGUGAAAGAGAACAUUGUGAAGGGCCCUCAUGGAUUAGAAGCUGUGGUCCUAUCCAUAGAAGAAGAUAAGCAUUUUGAAGAGGAGAUUGUCAAGAAUGAGAAGAAGCAGAUUAUUGAUGGGGAAUUAAUCAAAGGUAAAAAUGCAGAAAAAACUGAUCUUGAAGUUGGGGAAUCUUCUUCCUCCAUUACUAGUGUUCACAGGUCCUGAAAAAGCAUGAUACUCUUAAAUUAUUUUGUCAUUUUUUUUCUGCUAAUAAACAACAUUUGACUUGUCAAUUGUCGUAUUUAUGUAACACUGAUAAUUUAAUUUCAUCAUAAUAUAUAUAUUAUGUAUAGUAUGUAAUCAUGCUUUUAUGCCAAGAUUUUUUGUUUUUUA